This is a messenger RNA of Nerophis lumbriciformis (worm pipefish), 918 nucleotides long. The record is from RefSeq and is a predicted model, not a curated record. Lineage: Eukaryota; Metazoa; Chordata; Actinopteri; Syngnathiformes; Syngnathidae.
AUGCUGAAGAUGACCCAUUACGUCGAGCUGGGCAGUUAUCCGGAAUGGCCUAUGCUCAUACCACAGAAGAUACGACUAUACACCUUUGAACAACUCCCCAUGUACCUAAGAGAGAACCCCUACAUCACAGAUGGCUAUAGGGCCCACCUGCCUUCCAAACUCUGCCUAAGGAGUAUUUUUGUUCUGUCCAAUGAGACUGUAAACAUCUGGAGCCACCUACUGGGCUUCCUUCUCUUCUUCUCUCUGGCGGUCAAUGACAUCAUGAAAGUUCUGCCAGCUUCUGGAGCCGGCAGAGAGGACUAUGUCAUCUACGUUAUAGGACUGUUUUGCUUUCAGGUUUGCAUGUUAUGUUCUGUCGGUUAUCAUCUAUUCUUGUGCCACCGAUCAGAGAAGAUGAGUCGUCGCUGGCUGGCGCUGGACUAUGCAGGCAUUUCUAUCGGCAUCUUGGGCUGUUACGUGCCAGGCAUCUUUUACUCCUUCUAUUGCAAUCCCUUUUGGCAGCAGGUCUACUCUCUGACGGUUCUCUGCAUGAUCCUGUUUGUCUUCGGUGCUCAAUUCCACCCACGGUACAUGAGCGCUGAGUGGCGCUGCACGAGGGUGUCCAUCUUUUUCGGCAUAGCCUGUAUUGGCGUGGUUCCAACAUGCCAUUGGGUGUGGCUCAACGGGGGCCUCACCUGUGACAUUGUUAAGAUGUUCCUGCCCCGCCUGAUUAUUAUGUACCUCAUUGGAGCGGCUGCCUUUGUCUUCUAUAUUACCAAAAUGCCUGAGCGCUGCUUCCCUGGCCACGUGAACUACAUCGGCGCUAGUCAUCAGGUGUGGCACGUUCUGGUGGUCGCCAUGCUUUACUGGUGGCACCAGACUGCAGUGGACAUCACGCAGUUCCGUCACAGCCAGCCUUGCCCGCCAAGAACACAAUGA